Messenger RNA from Psilocybe cubensis, 5004 nucleotides. RefSeq lists its product as uncharacterized. Gene Ontology annotation, biological process: regulation of GTPase activity; signal transduction. NCBI's taxonomy places the organism in Eukaryota, Fungi, Basidiomycota, Agaricomycetes, Agaricales, Agrocybaceae. The transcript has 9 exons. Gene Ontology annotation, cellular component: cytoplasm. The record is from RefSeq and is a predicted model, not a curated record. The coding region runs from base 1 to 5004 and encodes 1667 amino acids. Gene Ontology annotation, molecular function: phosphatidylinositol binding.
AUGACGACGGCGACUCCGAGCAGAGACCGCCAUCCAUUCCCCCAGUCUGCCCAUCCCUCUCCAGGCCCCUCUCAGCGCAACCCCAGCGCUCCCUCUCCAUCGCCCUCCGUCGCUCAGUCUUCUCCUCAGCCAAUCACCUCAGAUGCCCUCCUCAAGCAGUUUGCCGCCAGUCCAGAUCCAAAGACCGCCGCCCUCGACCAGGCUGUAGCAGACCGCAAUGUUCUCUCCGCCCAGAAUGCCCAGCUCUGGAAGCUCAUCGAGAAGCAGCGCACUGGCUACAACCAGAUCCUCAAGGAGCUCGAGCGCAUCAGGGCUGAGCGCGACACCUACAAGGUCAGGCUAAUCUCUCUUACAGGAACUGCUUCUUCCUCCAGCGACAAGCGUACAAAGUCUACCUCUGAAAGGGAUCGUCCACGCCCCAGUCUCGACGCUGCACCCACACAGGCUCAGAGUGCCUCCAAGGGUGCAGCCCCACGACACAACUCGGAAGAUUCUGCAAACCGAGCGAUUGCCCAUCCGCAUGCUCUGCAGCCCUCACGUUCCUUCGAUCCCACCCGCCAAAAUACCACCGACAUCGAGACACAUCCUAUCCUUACAUCUACACGCACAAGCAGUCCCCAGCCAGGCCCUCCACCCUCUUCUGCACCUUCUCUUACCACCCGCCAGCAUUCAAGGCCCAACCCAUCGCCCCUAGUCGUCCCUACACGUGCAGACACCCUCCCCGCGUCCUACACCGUCUCAGACUCGCCAGACUCUUCUACCUCUCAGCGUCUGCCCAAUCCGUACGAUAGCGCUACAGCAGCAACUCCCACCGCCAAUGGCAGCAGCUCCUACCCCCAGAUACGCCCCCUCGUUCCGCCCCGCAAGUCCAGCAUCGCAGACAGCAUCAGCAGCGUCGUCACCUCGGGCAGCAGUGCCCCCUCCGUAGCAGCUUCCAUUGCCGCAUCGUCUCCGUCUACAUCUAUCCUAUCCAAUCUCAACAAUUCGUAUACAUCAGCAGCCGAGCGUGAUCCUACUACACCUUCACAGCAGCAAUAUUCUUCUAACAGCACUUCCGUAUCAGUCUCCGCCCCAGCCAACGGCGAGAGUGCCUUUUCGCGCCAGCGUCAGCAGCCCGGGAACCCGACUCCCCAGCCACCAGCCGCCCAGGCUGCCACCAACAUGCUUUCUCCUGAACCGCGCCCGCACUUCCUCUCGCGAGACUCGCGCAUCUCGCUACCCGAUGAGGCGCGCCAGUACAUUGCCAGCAUGUCCGAUUCGCCCGCCGCGAGCCCCCGCGCGGAGGCUUUUUCACCACGCUCCAAGUUGUCCAAUUCGGUAUUUCCCCCGAGCAACAGCCAGAAUCCGGGUGAGAGUGAAUUUUUGGAUAUGGAUGAGGAAGAUGACGAUGAUGAUGACGGCAACGAAGAUGAUGAAGAUAGGAGAUUGGGCGAAGAGGACGAGGAUGAUGACGGACAGGGCGAUAUUACAGCUGGCGCUCACGAUCCUACAUUCAAUGGUCUUAGGGCGGCAGCACCCCCAACAACAAUUAACAAGUCCAACAAUACCGAUCUCUCCCAAGCCGGAUAUCAAUACCCUCCCACAAACUACAAUAACAACCACAAUAACACACAUACCAACAACAAUUAUCCUCCCUCCCAAACCUCCUACACGACCAGCGAGCUGCAGCAACAACACCAGCAACGGCUCAAGGACCAGCAGCAGCAGCAGUUGCAACAACAGCAGAGGGACAAGCAAUCACGUGCCGGGCCCGGGGGAGAGGAGUUCCAAUUCCCGCUCCCACCGGCGGCGGCACCGCCGACGGCCAACAAUCCCAUCUAUCUCCAGCGCCAGCAGGCGCUCGCUGCACAGCAGGAACUACAAGCACAAGCACAAGCACACGCCCAGUCCCUGGGCUACACUCAACAGCAAAUGGCAGCAACUAUGCAGCAGCAAGCACCGUCGGCCACGCCGAUGUCCGCCAAACACGCACAAGCACCGGCUGAGCAGGUGCAUCAUCCUGGAUCCAUGUCUGGAAACUAUGACAGUCAAAUCCAGAGUGCACAGAUGCAGACGCAGGAUGCAGCCUAUCUAGGCGGGCAAGGGCAGGGGUACCCCACGAAUCGCUCAGAGUCGAGUUUCCAAUCGCAGGGGUCCCAAUCUCAAUCACAAACUCAAUCACAGCAACCACAGCCUGACCGUGAACGAGAGCCGAUCCAAGCCGUACCCACCACUUCGUUCCGCGCUCUCCCAUUGCUCUCCUCCGACCUGCCACAUACCACCAUCACCGUCUCUCACUCCUUUGUGCGCCCGAACGACCGCGGCAAAGAGGUGCUCUCCUUUAUCGUCUUUGUCAACCCGGGUAACGGGAAGGAGGGGUGGAAAGUCGAGAAGAUGUACUCAGACGUGCUCAGUCUCGACUCGCGGGUACGGAACAGUGUCGGAAAAGGUGUAGGCAAGAAGAUUGCGACUUUGCCGGAGGGAAAGCUGUGGAAGGAUCAUGCGCCUGCAAAGGUCGAUCAGCGCAAGGCCGUGCUCGAAAACUACUUGCAGACGCUUAUCCAGCUCCCGGUGAAGAACAACGACGAGGUCAUCGCGUUCUUCACGUCCGACAUCGUGCGUGAGCAGAAGCAGCCCGUCAUGCAGGCCGGGCACAAGGAGGGGUAUCUUACCAAGCGCGGCAAGAAUUUCGGUGGCUGGAAGACGCGCUAUUUCGUCCUCCAAGGCCCCGUACUUGAAUAUUAUGACUGCCGCGGCGGCGCACACCUUGGCUCGAUCAAUAUCGCAGGCGCCCAAAUCGCUCGACAGCACCGCACCGAAAAGCCGCCCUCGACCGACGAUGAAAAAGAGUACCGCCAUGCGUUCCUCAUCGUCGAGAUGAAAAAGGGGCCGGGCGGGAAUCACCCGCGGCACGUGCUCUGCGCGGAGAGCGACGAGGAUCGCGACAGUUGGGUUGAGAUGCUCGUGCGAUACUACACGGGCGUGUACAGCGACGAUCUCGUGUUCAACCCAACCAGCGGGCUCACGUCUGUACAGUCCAACUCGGUCGCGGCGUCGCAGAGCAGCAUGGGCGUUGGGAUGAGCCAGCCGCGAUCGAGCUCGAGCAGCUCAAGCGAUUUGUCGACGACUGCGGUGCAGCAACAGCAGCAGCGGAGCAAUACCGGGGGAAAAGCGAUUCCCAUCUCUGUUCUGCCCCCUGGCUCGGUCCCGAAUCCGGACGACUACAUGAUGCGCUCGUCGAGCCCCUCUCGCUCCGUUGACCCUUCGCCCAUAGACGGACAAGGUCCCUCCUUCGCCGGAAAUGGUGCAAGAGUGCUCGAACGUAGUAAUCUUGGGCUACCAUCCAGUCUCCCAGAUUCAUCUCCGCUGUCCUCUGCCGUGCAAGGCGGUCCCUCGUCCGGGACGUCAUUCCCUGAUGGCUCAUCACAAGCGCAGAUGCAACAGGCGCAGGUUCAACCACAGCGCGCGAAUUCAGAGCUGGGGCACUACCCGGAUCUGCAGGACGCGCGGCACGGUCAGAAGGGCAACCAGCGGCAGCACUCGCCUGAGCAGCACCGCGCCCGCACGAACGACGAUAUGGGCGUCGGCGUUGGCCGCAAGAACUUUUAUCCAUCUUUGACAACCGUCGCACCUUCGCCGACAGCAGCCACGCAUGGGGCGUCGGGUCCGCCGCCCGAUCGCGUUCCGUCUCCUGAGAAGCAGCAGCAGCAACAACAGCAACAACAGCAGACCCAGGAGCGUGACGCGAAUGCUUCAAAAGUCAAGAUCUCAGGGCCCAUGAACGGCGCACCCAUCCCGUCCGGGUUCAAGUUUGGCGGAAAAGAACCAUCAUCAGCCGAUCCUGCCACCGCCGCAUCUGCGAACGACAGACGCGAAAAGACCAAAUCUCGGUUCUGGGGCUUCGGGAAAGUUAACGGUGACAAGUCAAAUCUCCAUACAGCCUAUCCACCGAGAGCCGUGUUCGGGGUGCCUCUCGAAGAGGCCCUGGACGUCGCCCAGAUGUGCAACCUGCCUGCAAUUGUCUUCCGCUCAAUACAAUAUCUGGAAGCCAAGAAGGCAGAUCAGGAGGAGGGCAUAUACAGGCUAAGUGGCAGUUCCGCAGAGAUCAAAAACCUGAAGGACAGGUUCAACAACGAGGGUGAUGUUGACCUCCUUGCGUCAGAUCAGUACUGGGAUCCACACGCGAUCGCCGGGCUUCUCAAGAGCUUCCUGCGCGAGCUGCCGUCCAGCAUCCUCACACGAGACCUCCACCUAAAGUUCCUCGCCGUAAUCGAUUUCGUGGACCCCCAAGAAAGGAUCAAAGAGCUCUCUCAGCUAAUAGCCGCGCUACCUCUCGCCAAUUACAGUUUGCUCCGCGCACUAACAGCCCAUCUCAUCCUGAUCGUACAGAACUCGAACGUCAACAAAAUGACGAUGCGCAACGUGGGUAUCGUGUUUAGUCCGACGUUGGGUAUUCCUGCGGGCGUAUUCAGUUUGAUGCUCGGCGAGUUCAACCGGGUGUUCAACGUGGACGCGGACAACGAUGAUCUCGGGGAGAAGGAAGGCGAAGCGCUGGAUAAUCCGGCGGAGCCUUUGAGACGCAACAGUCGCCAAUACACAGAUGCUGCUGCUGAUCAAGUCCUCGGACUCGCAGGGCGCAGUCUCACCGCCGCAGACGAGGCGCAGUCUGAUGGCGACGACUUUUCCAUCCAAGACGAAAGCGGUACUGAAACCACCGAGGGGGACAACAUCGUGGAGUCUUCGUCGUCGUCUAGCCCUGUCUCGAACGCAGAGAGGGAUCACGGCAUCCGGAUAAGUGAACCUGACACUCCGACAGCUAAAACAUCGAAAGCCUCGAGUACGGCGGCAAGCAGAGGGCUGAAUGUUGCAGUCACGCACUCUGACCGUGGCCACCGACAUUCCCGAAUGAUGGGUCUGCCGUUGUCGCCGCGGCCAGGUGCGACUGCCCACACAUCGCCCUCCCGACAAGAACAACCCGUGAACUCAUCACCGACGCCUGGCUGGCCUAACGAGCAAAUGAGAUGA